UAUAUCACAUAAAUCAGCUCGGUCAUCUCAUAAUAUUGAAUUUUGAAAAAUAUGUAAAAAAGAACUUCAGCAGUGUUACUGUGUUACUAAUCAAAGAUGAACCGGGAUGAACUUUGGCGUCAGUGUGUGGAAUGGUUGGUCUUGGUAGGAGCCUUGCCUCCUACUCAUAAGGCUCGCUAUCCUGAUUCUGUCGUUUUUGAUUUGGCACAAACUCUUCGAGAUGGAGUUGUACUCUGUAAUACACUCAAUAUUAUUGCACCUGGAGUUGUGGAUGAAUCUCAAAUCAAUUUUCGAGCUCAAAUGUCCGAGUUUUUGUGCAUGCAGAAUAUUCGGGUUGUCAUCCAAGCAUUACAUAGCUACUUCAGGAUCCCAGCAGCUGAAUUGUUCAAUGCCCAAGAUCUUUAUCAGAUGACAAAUUUUGAAAAGGUGCUGAAUGCAUUGUCCUAUUUAUCCAGUAUACCAGAAAUUUCUUCAAGAUACCAACAAUUUUAUCCAAACUCAAGGUUGAGCACUCAACGAUCCAGUUUUGAAGAUGAAGAUAUUUACAGGAAUCUACCAGAGCUUGCCAGUGAGCGAGCACUGGCGGAUGAAGAUGAAGAUCUUUAUGAUUCUGUACCUGAAGAAGUAAAAGAUGAAGGAAUUUAUGGAUCGUUGAUUGAUCUGAAGAGAAAUGCUAGUGUUACUUCAUCACAAAAACUGGACAAACGUGGAUGUUGCAUCCAUGAGAUCGUUGAGACUGAAAAUAAUUAUGUCACUCAUCUUGUUAUGAUGGUCGAACAAUUUAUGAUUCCACUGCGUCAAUGUUUAUCUGAGCAAGAUAUUAAAACCAUUUUUAUGAAUAUAGAGCAAUUACGACCCAUUCACACCAGUUUUCGGGACGAACUUGUCAAAUUACAGAGAAAUGGUCAGAACGCCAAGUUCAGCCAACCUUUUAUACAGUAUAGGGAGAAGUUUCUGAUUUACGGAGACUAUUGCAGUAAUUUGGUCGAUGCCCAGGAUCAUUUGGAAGAAUGUAGUAAAAAUGAAGAAGUUCGGCUUAAAAUUGAGGAGUGUCAAAUGAGUUCAAGUCGAAACAAGUUUAAACUACGUGAUCUACUGUGCGUACCUAUGCAAAGAAUUUUAAAAUAUCAUCUGCUUGUUAAGGAACUCAAUAAGCACACGACGGACGGUCACGUCGACAAGCCAAAUAUGCCACAAGCUCUCACAUCUAUGCAGGAAUUAUCAUUAUACAUCAAUGAAGUUAAACGAGACAGCGAAGAAUUGAUAAAGAUAAAUCAGAUUGAAGCAAGAUUAGAAGAAUAUGAUCAGUCUAUCCCCUUGAGAGAAUAUGGAAGAGUACGCUACGACGGAGAACUCAAAGUGAAAUUUGCCGACGACAAAAACAUCAGCAGCCGCUAUGUGUUCUUAUCCGACAAAGCUCUCUUCAUGUCCAAAUUAAAGAAUGAUUCAUAUAUUCUGAAAGAUUUGAUACGAUUAGAAGAUAUGCAGCUCGAUGAAAUGCCAAAUCAAAAGCAAACUGGAGGAAAAUGGAGUUGGGUAUGGAAGUUGUUCUCAAUGAAGCAAGGCGUUCGGAACUACAUGCUUUAUGCUAAAACUUUGCAGGAAAAAGCAAAAUGGUUGGAAGCAUUUAAGGACUCAGCUGAUAACAUCAGCCCUCGGGCACUAAAGGGGAAGAAGCACAAUUUCGAGAUGCAGACCUUCGCAGAACCCACCACAUGCAGCAGUUGUCAGCUCCUUCUCAAAGGGAUAUUUUACCAGGGAUACGAAUGCACCGUUACCAAUGCCAGAUGCCACAAACAAUGUCUCGCUGACACUCUCAAAUUGAUUGAAGAUAAAGCAAUAGACGCAUCUACAAAAGCUGGUCGAAACAAAGACAAGGCACCACCUGUUCCACAGCGUGGCGGAAAGAGGCCAAAUCCUUCACAGGGACAAAAACCGCCCAGCAGUCAAUCGAUCACAGUCGGAUCAUUAAGUUACAAGGCACAUCGACAAUAUACAGGAACACCGGCACCGCCCUUCCCAAAUGCUCCUAUCAUUACUUUUAACAUUGGCGAACCGAUCGAAGUUUUGGAACAAGUUACUUCAGACUGGUGGAAGGGGAAAUCAUUUGCGAAUUACGAUAAAAUUGGAUAUUUUCCUGCAUCCUAUGUCAGCCCGAUCGGUGUUAAUACAGAAAAGGGAAACCCAGCUUUUGUUUGUGCCAGUGAUGAUUCUUCGCACAUAUCACAAGCACACUACAGCAGUCAUGCGGAUCAAUUUAAAGCGAUCAAGCGUCCACAUCGAGUUGACAACAACACGACAAGCACAGUUAUUGUUACGCAAGAGAAUAGUCAUCACCGACUUCACGAAGAAAACUUUGAUACCCCAAAACCAUGUCCAUCCAGUCCUGAACAGCUAAAGAACUAUUACUGGUACGCUGGAGAGAUUGAUCGUAAUGAAGCAGAAAAAUUGUUAUUGGAUACGCCCUCAGGAACAUUUUUAAUAAGGAGAAAAGCUCCUCUAAGUCUUGUUAUAAGUCUCAAAUUUCAAAAAGAUAUAAAGCAUAUAAGAAUUUUACAAACAGACGACGGUAUGCAUUAUGUAGCAGAAUGUAAAAACUUCAAAUCAGUUCAGGAUUUGGUCACCUUUUAUCAAAACAACUCAUUAUCAGGGUUUUUCCUGGGGUUGGAAACAACAUUACGAUUUCCAUACAGAGAUCCAGUCAUGUUUCCUGGAAUGCCUUCACCUAUUUCACCGUUGAGACAGAGCAAUUAUCCUCCUCAACCAAGUCAGAGGGUAUCAAGACGUCCGCAAAACGGAAACGGUUGGCAAAGUGAUAUCAGAACUGUUAAUGGUCGUUCGUAUGAUAUUAUCGGCCAAGCGAGGGCACAGUUUCCAUUUGAAGCAAGAAGUGAACAGGAAUUGAGUUUACGAGCAGGUCAAAUCGUUAAUAUUAUCAGUAAAGCUGGAAGUUCGCAUGGUUGGUGGAAAGGAGAACAUUCUGGGCAGGUUGGGUAUUUUCCCACCACGUUCGUUAUCGAAAUAUAGCAUACAUAUCUGUACGAACAUUGUCCACACAAGCCUAGAUGAAACUUAUAACGUAUACACGGUCGAGCAUGAUGCACUACUGCUUCCGUCAAGUGAUGUACACUUGUCGAAAAAAGAGAGUGUUUUAAUAAAUGCUCGAACCAACGGCUAUCAACUUUACCACUCUACUUUAUUCUUCAUUCUUAUUAUAAUAAUUUUAUUGUUAAAAAAACUUUAUUUUAAUUUUCACAUCAACUGUAUUCCACUGUUGCACCAACUCUCAAGUCCUUUUUUCUCAUAGAGUGCAGCGUUUUAUGCUUUUCCUUUUUAUUUCGCCUUUCCGUUCGUUCAUUUUUUUUCUGCUUUUAUUUGCUGGUGACAGGAGGCCUGCACGUACUAUUACUGUUCUGUAUCUUAUUAUAAUAAUAUUGGUUUCUUUUUGAGAAAUGAUAAUUUUUUUCUUCUCUCGUACCAACCGCAUUGUGCCCCAUGUAGGUUUUCCGAUGUUUACACCAGUAUAAUCAUUCAUAAAGAUAUUCGCGAAAUUCAAAAAAAAAAUUUUUAUAUAUGAACUAAUAAAUCUCCAUUUUGGACUUAAAAUAAUAUUUUCCAAUCUUUUUGAAUUAUGUACUGGCAACCAAACUUAUUGAAGUUACGUAAUUCGAAAAUUAAAUGCAUACAACGUAGAAGAAAAUCGAGCUUUUUUUGCUGAUAUAGCUAGAUGGCGUCUGAAUCGUCAUUCGAAAAGUAUUUUAGUUAUUGUUUGCUCAUGCCUUCAAUUGAUUUAACGAUUUACAUGUUUCAAUGGGAUAAUGUAUCUAUUUUAGUGUUGAGUAUUGUUUGCCAUAAUUUACACAUAAGGUAAUAAGUUACGACACUCUGCUGCACUCAUGCCUUUUUCUGAUAAUUUUAGGAAAUUUUUGGAUUAUGAAAACCUGUUUUUACUAUCGAAAUUAACAAUCAUUCUAAAUUUGAUAUAUCAUCAAAAAGUUUCAUUUUUUUUGUUAUUAUUUGUCUAUUCUUUUAAUUAAUAAUGAAAUUUUUUGAUUUAAACUUUUUACCCCAAUCAUAAAAUUAAAAUUUGUGUUUUUAUACCCAAAAAUGGAGAUUAAGUUCGAGACUAUAAUAAAAUCACCUAUGUUUAACUUUUUGGUUUUUAGCGAAAAUUCUUAAAGUUAUGUCCAAUUGUGCUUGCCCUUUCUAUUUUUAAUGAAGAUUUAACUUUUUGUGUUACUAAUAGGUUUGUUUAAGAAUGAUAGUAUAUAUGAGAUUUUAUCUCUUCAGCAUUAGUGUUAAUGUUUUUUAUCAAGCCUGUCAUCUUGUAAUUCUCAACCAUCAUCGCCAAAUCGUUCUAAUGUUUAUGAUUUAAGAUAUGAUUGAUUGAUAGGGGUCAUCAUCAAUUUCUUUUUGAACUUGAGGAGUAUUGCUAGGAUUUACAUUGAAAUUCAUGUAAUUUGUUGAUUUUUUUUUGUAAAUUUCAUUAUGAAGUGUUCCUUACGCUAAUAGCGAUCUCAGUACGGUUCGAACUGCCUGUUGAAUAAAUCGCUAUAGAACUAGUAUGUAAAUCAGAGGUGUGCAACUGGCGGUCCGCGGGCCACAACCCCUGCUCGCCAAGCCGUUAGUGUGGCCAUAAUCACUACUCAGAUUUUUCCCCAUCAAGUAUAAAUUUCUAACUAUUGUCAAAGCUAAUAACAACAAACUAUGCAAGAACUUACAAGUGUUUAAAUGAAGUUUUGCAUCACAAUGAUUAGUUUUUUUCGGUGACCCAGACAGAUGUCUGUUGGAUAUGAAGUUGGAUAUAUGGCCCACCAACAAAAACGUCGCACACUCGGAUUUUGUAAGCGAUUUGUGCGAGAUUCUAAACAAUCACAUAUUAUUCUAUUGUUUCAUAUCACAUUUAUCAUGUGAUAUAUCACCUUGUAUACCAGACAUUGAAUAUAGAUUAAAAACACUCCUUGCUUUGAUACGAACAAAAUAUAGUCAUAUUCAAUGACCAUGUUGACUAGCAGAAAAUAAAAUUUGAAAAAUAUUAUGAUGUUUGCAUAUUAUACAAGGACAUUUCACCUAAAAAAAGUAUUUAUCGUAUUUAUUAUUGGUUAUCCUUAGUGCCUUUCAUUCAAAAAAAUUUCUCAUCUUGUUCGUACAAACUAUAAUUUUAAUUUAAACAUAUAAAUAGAAGCCAGGUGCAUGGCAAAAACUUUGUUAUUGUGUGACGAAUGGACGCUUUGCUAAUUCAAAUUUAUAUCUUAGUCCUAUUUUUCUAUUUAUUGUUAUUUCUUAAGCAAUAUGAUGAAAUUUGAUUUCAAAUUAGUCACACUACGUUAUGCUCCCUCAUAAAUAUAGAACUUAGGUCAUUAAAGUCAGCAGGAAAUGCAAAUGAAAAAAAAAUAUAUUUUGAAUUUCGUUAAGGCAUACCAGUCAAGUCUAUUUUUUUCCCAGCCAGGUGUAAACAAUCAUAAGAAAUAUUCGAAAAAGAGAUAAUCGUACGGUUUUCUGGGGAAGCAAAGUCGCAGGGAACCAAACCAGAUUAUCGAACAGUAACACCCAAGGUUCUAAAAUCUAAUUAGAAAGAUCAAUCAAAUUAUCAACAUUACUUUAUGAUCCAGAAAUUCAGAAAAAAAAAAUUCAGAAAUGCUCCUAUUUUAACUUAGUAUCCCCUGAAAGGAAAACUGGCUUGAGAUAACUAAUUCUAUCAACCAAUUACAACCUCACACAUUGUCUGUAUACCCGUUAUCAUAAUUUAACAAUAACAAAUCAUUGAGUUAACCUUUUCAAGACUAUACUAAUAUCAUUGUAAUAAUAUGGUUGGACAAAGACGCAUUGUUCAGAAAUUAUUACAUCAUUGGAAUGUCAUGUCGUGAAAUGAUGAAACACUUAUCAACAUUCAGGAUUGUUUUCUUAAGGAUAGUUCAUUUAAUCAAUAUCUGAAACUCAUACACGCUUGAUUCAUAUUUUGGAAUAUUAUUAGGUUAAAAAUCGGUUAUUUAUAAUUAUUAAGGGGCCAUCGAAUAAAAUAUCCGAUAUAAUAUGUGAAAUUUUAUGUGCAAUCAGUGUGUGUGUGUGAUGUGCACACACACGCCAAGGUUUUUAGUGUCGGAUGACUGGUUUUGUUUAUAUGGAUUUUUUUUCAUCUCAUGUACUUCGAUUAUCUUUAUGUUAUUGCUCUCGUCAUUUGUUUAUAUACAUGUUUAUUAGUAUAUUAUUCUUGUAAAUACAUUCUUAUCAUUAUGUUUCCAGUUUCUGAUAAAAUAAAUUAAACAAGGUAUUUGAAA
Styela clava is the source of this 6278-nucleotide messenger RNA. NCBI's taxonomy places the organism in Eukaryota, Metazoa, Chordata, Ascidiacea, Stolidobranchia, Styelidae. The record is from RefSeq and is a predicted model, not a curated record.